Aspergillus ibericus CBS 121593 is the source of this 390-nucleotide messenger RNA. RefSeq lists its product as uncharacterized. The record is from RefSeq and is a predicted model, not a curated record. NCBI's taxonomy places the organism in Eukaryota, Fungi, Ascomycota, Eurotiomycetes, Eurotiales, Aspergillaceae. The transcript has 2 exons. Bases 1 to 390 code for a protein of 129 amino acids.
AUGAAAACCAUCGACGAUACCGCCCGCGAAACAGCCCGCGAAAUGGGCUACCAGGAGCCCCGAACCGACGACUCCGCAGACCCCAUGUUAAACGCGGAGAGCUCGUUCAGUGAGAUGGCGCAGAGCUCGGUGACGGAGAUGAAAACGAUGCUGCGGGAUAGUAUGACCCCGGGGGAUUUUUUGGGGAGUACGUGGGAUCAUGUGCGGUCGUUGACUGCUGGUGGGAGUGGUGGUGGAGGGGAAGGGGGUGAGGAGGGGAGGGGGGAAGAGGUUGGGGCGACGGAUCCGGAGGAGAUUCGGUGUAUUGAGAAUUUGGAACGCGAGAAGAUUAUUCAGUUUUUACAGGAGAGGCAUCGGAGUGAUCCGGCGCAUAUUAAGAAGAAGGUGUGA